CUUAAUCCGUCGUUGGAUUCGAUUGCCCCCGUCUUUGGUGUUGCCGUGUUGGGAGACUUUAUGAAAUCGAGGUCAUAGUAUGGUGGUUUCGCGGGUAUGGAGACAGUUCCAGCACGGACCCAACAACAUGAAAUAUGGGUUCUUGCUUUUGCUCCUCUUCUUCCAUUUCUUCCUUCCUCACUCUUCCGGUAAACCCAGUGGAGUGUGUGUUUCGCAAGGUGGUCGUUUUCCUCCUUUCAAAUCAGAGGGUAACCCUCCCAAAAAGGGUCCUAAAGAUUUGACCCUUUGCCGGGUUUUUCGCAAAAAUACUUGCUGCGACAUAACCCAUACACAUCCUGCACUGCUGUCUGUAAGGAAACUUGCUUCCACUGGGGAAGCUAGUCAAGAGUGCUUGCACUUAUGGGAACUUUUGGAAUGUGCCUUAUGUGACCCACACGUUGGUACUCAGCCUGGACCUCCUCUUAUUUGUGCUUCUUUAUGCGAGAGAGUUUAUGAGGCAUGCUCGAAUGCUUACUUCUCUAUGGAUGUGAAAACACAGAUUCUAGCACCUUGUGGAGUAAAUGACUUUGUAUGUGGUAGGGCUGCUGAGUGGGUCUCCAAUGGUACAGAUCUUUGUCUCGCUGCAGGUUUUCGAGUGAAACCAUCUGAUGUCGUACAAAUUUCCUCAGAAGAAACAUCUUGCUAUGGUGAUAAAGCAAGUCUAGAUUCAGUUACUGAUUCAUGGAAGGCUUCAAAGUUUGAGUUGACCAAGAAAAGUAAGAACUUGAGGAUGUUUGAUGAUUUCCAACAAUGGUGGAGGGAAAUGCCAUUCGAUGAAAGAGUUUCUUGGGCUAUAGGAGGGAUGGUUCUAACAGCAGGCUUGGUGUUCAUAAGCAAAAGGAAAAGCCAUAGCCAACGCCAGAAACUAGCAGCUAUAAAGCGAACUGCAAGGAAGCUGGAAGGCAGAAUGGGGGAGGAACGACCUUCUAGUGCUGAAGAAAAUAGGAAAAGAAAUUCCAGAUGAGUGUUCCCUUGUAGGGGAAGUUGUGAACAUAAUUAUAUGUGCUAAUUUGUCGGUGAAUCUUGAGUCUCUUGUUAUAAUAACCAAAUGAAGUCUUGUACUCUUGCUUUCUCCGUACUUUACCUUCUUUAUCUUAUAUAGUGUUCAUAAGAUUCUUCACUUGAAAAAGACUUUUGUUUCA
This is a messenger RNA of Gastrolobium bilobum, 1181 nucleotides long. RefSeq names its product folate-binding protein 1. NCBI's taxonomy places the organism in Eukaryota, Viridiplantae, Streptophyta, Magnoliopsida, Fabales, Fabaceae. The transcript has 4 exons. The coding region runs from base 80 to 1003 and encodes 307 amino acids. The record is from RefSeq and is a predicted model, not a curated record.